Messenger RNA from Caenorhabditis sp. 36 PRJEB53466, 2356 nucleotides. The record is from the annotation of a GenBank genome assembly. NCBI's taxonomy places the organism in Eukaryota, Metazoa, Nematoda, Chromadorea, Rhabditida, Rhabditidae.
AUGCUUUUAGGGAAAAAUCACGUUAAAAAGGUUUCAAAAAAGUGCAACUUUUUUUCAGGACGAAGACGAAUACUCGUCCGGAGAUUGGACUGAAGGCGAUGAGGAAUGUGAGCAAACCAAUUCUUGUUCAAAUUUUCAAAAAACAAAUUCCAGACGCUUCGGGCGAAGAAGAAGAAGAAGAAGAAGAGUACUCGGUGUCCCAAACGUUUUCGCUGAAAGACCACAUAAACCUGGGCGACCUGUAUCCGCUGGCCACCUCCGCUUCGAACACUUCGGCGCUCGUUUCCGAGUUCUCCGACGGAGACACCUUCUUGGCGGAUGCUCGGAAAGAGGAAUCGCGUGGCCGGGUGGACAGUCUGUUCGCUGUGCCGGCGCCCACUUUCACGUGCAGUGUCACCUACGACGGACAGAUUCCCGGCGAGGAGGAAGAAGAAGAAGAGGAGGAGUGGUCCGAUGAGGUGCACUCUUGCGAAGAAGGAGACGACGACGACUUUCGAGGCAAGAGGGCUUCACUCUUUCAGAAAAUUGCUUUGAUAGAUGUCGAAACAUUGAAACAACGCAACGCGUGCACCAGAGUUGAGCGGAAAUGGAAUUUUGAAAUCCGGAGACGGCAGAAGGCAGACGGAAGAAAAUUUUUUUUUACGGAACACGGAAGACGGAAGACGGAACAAAAAAAUCCACGGAAGACGGAAGACGGCAGACGGAAUUCCGCUCAACUCUGGCGUGCACUAGGCUGGUCGAACAGGCGAUUUUAGGCGCCUGUUAGCGUGCACUUUUUUGCAUUUUUUGACAUCGUUUUGUGUCCCUUUGUUAGUUUACAUAAUAAUGGACUAAUUCCCAAAAAAGCAAGUGAAAGGUAUCAGUAUUUCUCCGACGGCACACAUCCGAAGUCUCGGAACGCGGAGUGCGGCGCGCUCUCCAAGCCUUGUUCUGUGCGCCAAAACUUCAGAUGCGUGCCGCCGGAGAAAUACUGAUUCCUUUCACUUGCUUUUUUUGGAAAUGAGUCCAUUAUUAUGUAAACUAAGAAAGAGACACAAAAAGAGCACGCACGAAACAGCCAUAUUUCGAAAAAAGUUGGCUUGAGUCUGCAGGGGCGAUAACAAAUUAAAAGAACCGUUGAAACAGUAUCGAUUUUCAGUGCUGCCGAUAAUCCGUGCGGGAUCCUCCUCGCUCGGCGCCUACAUGUCGCCCGGAUCGAUGACUUCCGAAGAGGAUUACGACGGUCGGACGGUCGGAUGCACACUGAAACUGGUGGAUCGGGCGGCGCGGAAGGAAGAGGAUUCGGAGGAGGAAUCCGAAUAUUACGACGAUGAAGAGGAAAUUGAGGACGAGGAAUCGUACGAGGAUGAAGAGUAUUGGGACGAGGAAAUUGAGUAUGAGGAUGAAGAAUAUGAAUAUGAGGAAGAAGAAGAAGAAGGAGAAGAGGGAGAAUUGGAAGAGUACAUUGACGAGGAGGAGGAGGAGGAAUCACUGAAAAGUGUCGAAUCAUCAGGAGAAGAAGAAGAAGUGCAUGAUUUAUUCGUGACGCCGAUGCAAUUGAUGACCGAAAGUCUCGUGGAGGAGAUGUUCGAGGAGGCGUGCAUCGGCGAACUUCCUGAGGAAACUCUUUUUGCGUUGGAUGGAGUCGAAGUCGAGGAUUAUACGGUAGACUUUUAGAACCUGGGCCCGCGGAUUCUCAAAACUGUUCUGUUAAAAAGUUCUAUAUUGCAGGGCACAAAAGACGUGCACGUGAUUCCGACGUUCGUGCGCCCGACGACCGAGACGAUUCGCGAAGAAUCGGCGUCCCGGUUCGCCGCCGACCGCAAACCGCCGACGGACUUUGCGCGGAAGGCGGUCAUCCAGCCGGCAAAGCUCGAAAAAGUGCAAAUCGGAUCGAAAGUGGACACGAAAAUGGCGCCGAGUGAGGAGGAGAAACGGAAAAAACGGGAGGAAGAGCUGGAAAAACAGAAAAAAGAGACGGAGCGAAAGAGGAACGAGGAGGAGGCGAAUGCUGCGAAGGUGAUUCAGAAACUCUCUUUGUUUUUUAAAUUCAAAUAAACGUAUUGUGAAGUUUUCAGUUUCAAAAAGUAUUGUCUUCUGAAACGAAACAAAAAACUUUUUUUGCAGGAAGACAAAUCGGCUCUGCGUAAAUCGGCGCUGAACAUGAAAGAUGAGGACGCGAAGAUAAAAGUGGCCACUGAUGAGGUACUUGUUAAGAAAAAAUAUGAGGGUGACAAUUUAAUUUCAGAAAACCGCCGCCCAAAAAGCACGUCGUUUCGGCACAGUCUCUGCGAUGGCCGGAAAAUUCGAUGAGCCAGAAAUUGGGACGACGAGAAAAGAGGAAAAGAAGGAGAAAAAGGAGCAGGGAGUGCUGUGA